Messenger RNA from Myxocyprinus asiaticus (Chinese sucker), 4296 nucleotides. RefSeq names its product oxidation resistance 1a (gene oxr1a). Gene Ontology annotation, cellular component: nucleus. The record is from RefSeq and is a predicted model, not a curated record. The transcript has 17 exons. Gene Ontology annotation, biological process: response to oxidative stress. NCBI's taxonomy places the organism in Eukaryota, Metazoa, Chordata, Actinopteri, Cypriniformes, Catostomidae. Bases 164 to 2695 code for a protein of 843 amino acids.
GUGUGUGUAUCUCAUCCUUCGCACAGAUGCGUGUUAUAGUAACUGGCUGCAUAAACUCAUCACACACAUCUGUGCACGAAAGACCCAGGACAUGGAGAGAGCUGCAUUCUAAUGGUUUGUCCUUGAGGAAAACUUCUGAGUCACAGAAGAGCACCCUGCCAACAUGUUCAGCACCAAAAGGCUGAAGAAAAAGUCCCAGUCAGUGGACAUCAGCUCUCCAGGAUUUCCUGCCCGUCUCAUCCCGAGUCUGUCCUUAAACAGAUCUUCUCCACCUGUUGCCAAGACAACAACGUGUGAGGUGCAGGAAAACAACACAACCAAUUCCCAGCACCGUACUCCACGGUGCAGUGAUCUGAAACGAGGAUACACAAUAGAUACCAGCCAGAAGAAGACCCCGGAGAAGAAGGAUGGAAGACGGAUGUCGUUCCAGAGACCCAAGGGCACCAUCGAGUAUUCCGUGGAAUCACGGGACACUCUGAACAACAUCGCGCUGAAGUAUGACACUACACCCAAUGAGCUCGUUCAACUCAACAAACUCUUCUCCAGAAACGUGGUCCCCGGUCAGGUUUUAUAUGUUCCUGACCCAGAGUAUGUGUCCAGUGUGGGCAGCUCUCCCUCGUUCAGUCCCAGCAGCCCUCUGUCUCCCACCUCCUCAGAGGCCGACCUGGAGAAAGUGACCACCACGGACUCCAGUGGCCCUCCCCGCUCCGAGGCUCCAGCCCCUCCAGUCCUCUCUGCCCUGCGGCCCUCCCGUGUGGUUUCCUCCACUUCAGAGGAAGAGGAGGCACUGACAGAGAAGUUUCUCAAAAUCAACUGCAAGUACAUCACAGAUGGCAAGGGUGUUGUUAGUGGGGUGUUGCUGGUAACACCCAACAACAUCAUGUUUGACCCUCACCGGACGGACCCUCUGGUUCUGGAGAGAGGAUGUGAGGAGUACGGCAUCAUGUGUCCACUGGAGGAGGUUCAGUCAGCUGCCGUCUACAGAGAGAUCACAGACAGCAAGAUCCGAGACUCUGUGCCCCCGGAUCUUGAUGCUGUGUUCUCCGAAAGCUCUCAGCAAAUGGAUCAGCGUCUGCGGGAGGGUUACGACAGUGCCAGCACAGCUCCUCGCAGCACCGAGGGCUCCAUCUCGGAGGAUGUCUUCACCGAGUCGGAGCUCUCGCCCAUCCGUGAGGAGCUGCAGUCCACAGAGGAGCUCCAACAGGAGGCCAAAUCAUCAGGAGCCUUGUCCCAAUCCGUGCAGACUCUCACCCAAGAACCUCAGACAGAUCAGACCUGCCAUACAGAUAAGAAGGACAAGCCUAAACCAGAGGCACCAAAGGAGGGAGAACCAGCCAGUGACACUGCCCAGCCCACCAACCGCGAACAGCCCAGCCAGGAGCAGCCAAGCACACCCACCAGCAGGGACCACCAGCAGCUGCACUACUGCCAGACCGAAGAAGUCGCCCCCUCCUCAGGUUCUCAGAGCUCUGCCCCUGGAGUAGAGGAAGCCACCGUGCAAGAAAGUAGCUUAGAUGGGGCUAAACUGACCCUAGAGGGCACUCGAGAUUCAGAGACAGAUGUAGAGGAGCUGAGAAAGAUGUGGAAGAGUCACACUAUGCAACAAGCCAAGGAACAGCGAGAGAGCGUCCAGCAGGCCCAGAGAGAGAAUAUCCAGCAGUCCAAGGGCAGCCAGAGAUUGAGCUCUGCUGAGGGUCUCAUGGUGUCCAAGGAGAGGUGGAAAUCUCACAAGUUUCUGUGUCUGCGGAUUGGUAAAGCCAUGAAAAAGACAUUUUUGUCCAACGCCAGUGCCUCAAUGCAGCAGUACGCACAGCGUGAUCGCAAACAUGAGUACUGGUUUGCUGUUCCCCAGGAGAGGUCAGACCACCUGUAUGUUUUCUUCAUCCAGUGGAGCCCUGACGUUUUUGGGGAGGGGGUUGGAAGCAUCACCCGUGAUCCUGGCUUCAUCGUGGUGAAGAAAAUCGAGGAUUCAAACGAGGAGGCAAAAGAAGAGCAGCAAACAAAAGAAAAUUCUGUUAAGGAGUGGGAGGUAGUGUCAUGGACUGAGUAUCACCGCAGGAUCGAUGCACUAAACAGUGAAGAUCUUCGCUCCCUAUGCAAACGCCUUCAGAUCACCACAAAGGAGGAUGUGAACUCUAAACAUGGCACGUCCAUCACCGCCAGCCUGGAGCCAGAGACCUUCAAACCAAGCCUGAACGAACCCAGUGACCUUCUGGAGGCUGAGCAGAUCGAGAAGUUGGCGAAACAUCUCCCGCCUAGGACCAUCGGUUACCCGUGGACUUUGGCUUUCAGCACGUCUAAACAUGGCAUGAGCAUUAAGACGCUGUACCGGACGAUGCAGGCUCAGGACUCACCCGUGCUGCUGGUCAUCAAAGACAGCGAUGGACAGAUCUUUGGAGCUUUGGCGUCAGAACCCUUCAAAGUCAGUGAGGGUUUCUACGGCACAGGAGAGACUUUCCUUUUCACAUUCUAUCCCGAGUUUGAGGCAUACAAAUGGACAGGUGAUAAUCUGUUCUUCAUUAAAGGAGACAUGGACUCUUUAGCCUUUGGUGGAGGAAGUGGUGAAUUUGGUCUUUGGUUGGAUGGAGAUCUUUAUCACGGCAGAAGUCACUCAUGCAAAACCUUCGGGAAUCCUAUGCUGUCCACGAAGGAGGAUUUCUACGUCCAGGACAUUGAGAUCUGGUCAUUUGAGUAGCAGCUUGCGGGGAAAACAUCUCCAAUUUCAGAGAGAGGAAUUGGACAUCAGGCAGAGCCCAAAACCUAUCUGCUUAUUGUUGCGGCUCCCAGGAAGCCUGUAACGGACGCUACUGUUACCGCGCUUGUCAUAUGUUACUCCUGCAUUUAAUACAGAGCUCUUUGUGCUGUUUAGUAUGUGUGUGUUUUGUUCAAGCCGUGUGCAGCGUUAAUAACAAACUGCAGGAUGUAGAGAUGGCCUUGGGUAUCAAAGGACCCCCUGAGCGCUUUCCACAUUAAGUGGAAAUGAUAAUGGCAAAGGUUUGGGCUGCCUGAAAACUGCCAUGGUGCAAUUUACCUGAGCCAAUGCUCCAGGUAACUGUUUAAGAGCUGAUGUUAGCCAAUUUGAACUCACUAAUGCAACACGGGAUUCGAUGGGGAGUGAAAAGCAAACACCUGAAAACAUAUUCCCUUGAUCUCGGAGGACAAAUAUAAAUUUUUUGAGAUGGGACAUCGAUUUUAAGGAUCACAAUGGCAUCUGUAAGAAGAACGGAAAUUGAUAUCACAUCUGUAGUUUCUUUUGAGGCAAAAUAUUCAAGUGUCGUGAAUUUGUAGUCUUUCUGUCGUUCACUACAUUGGCACACCAUGUCGAAGCACAUAAUCGCAAACCCCAUAGUUGUAAUGUUCUGUUCAGUGGGUUUACGUGUGAGUGUGGCUAACACCGGCCCUUUCACUUUUGGAAGGGUCGACUUUACUGUUCGUAGGCAGAAAUGUGUCGCAAUAGAUUUGUGGAAUAUGCAAAUUCCUGUCCUGUGACCUCAAAUAAUCCAGAUGGGGCACUUUUGUUUUCCCCGUCUCUCUUUCAGAGAUCUUUUACGUCUUGACAAAUUAAUUGCUUUUCACGUUAUCAUAUGAAAAGCCUGAGAUGUGGUUUAAUUUAUAUAUAUAAUAUAGAUAUAUAAUGACAAAUCUGUAUUUAUGUAUAUGAUUUUUAUUUAUAUAUAUAUAUAUAUAUAUAUAUAUAUAUAUAUAUAUAUAUAUAUAUAUAUAUAUUGCUGUUAUAGUGAUAUUUUUUGGUGCUGAUAUCUCAGCUGUUACUAAUAUAAUGUAUAUUAUCCUGUAAAUUAAUGUUAAAAUAGUAGGUUUGUUCCUAUAUAUAAAUAUAUAAACAAAUAUACAGUGUGGAUUGGUGGGUUGCUUCUCGCACUUUAAUAAUCUAGUUUAAAGCCAGGUUCUUCAGGCCUCAGUAGCAGUACAGUAUAUAGUUUUGUUUAUCUGUCUCUUAGAUUAUAGAGUACCUAAUCGUUUAUUAAGAGCUACUGCUACUGUGGAGAGGAAGUGCCCUAGACGGGCAUCUCAAGGAUCGAGCACAGGGUCAAAUUUGACGGACUCCAGCAGGGAAAGACUCUUCUUCUAACGUGUCCUUUCCCAGCGUUUUCGUCUGGUCUUUUGUUUCUUUCGCUGUGUAGACUGACUGUGCACAGAGUGAGAGGAACCGUCAAUGUUCUUCCACAACAGUGGAUACGUCCGAUGAGAAGUGCAAGCCGCCUUCUACUUCACCGGAAUAUAAUGUUACAGUGAUGUAUAAAGAACAAUGAAAACUAAUAAAUUGUUGUAACCUGG